Schistosoma spindalis is the source of this 2104-nucleotide messenger RNA. Lineage: Eukaryota; Metazoa; Platyhelminthes; Trematoda; Strigeidida; Schistosomatidae. The record is from the annotation of a GenBank genome assembly.
CAAGGACAGUCGUUGCUUAGUAGCAGAAAGAAGCGGGAUUUUGUAGGUUUAAGGAUAUGGAACCUGUAUCACAACAGCGACUAGACGAAUUGAAGGCAAAAAUAGCAUUGCUUGAGGGUGAUCGUAAAGCAUAUUAUGAAAAUUCCGUACAAGCUGUUUCAGAAAAUAAGAAACGAGUAUCAGAUCUUCGUCUUGAAAAUAAUAAACUAAGAAAUAUCCUUCGAGAAAGGCUUUCGGCUGAUCAACAUAUUAUCAAUCAUGUCCUGCACAACCGGCAGGCUGAUAGGGUUUGCAUGUCUAAUAAAACUGGGGCAGUGAGUGACCGAUAUAGGGAAAUAAAAGCUAUUUUCUAGAUGGUAAUCGAACUUUUGGACAAUCGCACGUGUGAUGCAAGAAAAAAGCUUAACUCUCUCAAGCAUAUGACUGUUCAAAAGGAGAAGAAAAUAGAAGAGAUAAAAUCACAGUAUAGAGAGAUUACGGAACUUAUUGAGUAUGGAAACGCAACUUAUGCAGGAACUAAUAAAGAGGGAAAAAUGUUAAGAAACUUAGAAAACCGACUUGAUAAAGCUUUGCUUAAAUACCACGAAGCAGAACACAUCAGGAAAACCUAUGAACAAAUAAAAGAAAAGCUUCAAGAUGAACAUCUAACAUAUGAACACAGUCUGGACUCUCUUGAAAAGCAAAUAAAAGCUACUCAGGUUGAAGUUUCAGAACUGCAACGAAUGUAUAAUGAUGCAAUUGUGGCCAGGGAUACCGCACAACAGGAGUUGAAAUUUCAAGAAGAACAUACAGCAAACGAACGUCGACGUCGAGAAAUAGAACUCGCAAACAUGAAAAGGAUUGCCGAGGGCAAGAAGCUCGCUGUCGAUAGGAGUGACUACCAACAAGGCAGAGAGUCACUUUCUUCUGCUAACGUACAAAGCGGAAGUGUUCAAGGAGACAGCAUUGGUACUGGAGAACGAAUUUCGGGAACAGGUGGGAUAAGUAUAACAGAGGAACAACAAAUUAAAAUAUCUAAAUAUGAGGAGUCAUUUAAAACUAUUAAAGAAGUUACUGGACUGUCUGAUCUUGAUCAGAUUGUUAAGAGGUUUGAAAGUCAAGGGGAAACUUUAAGAAAUUUAAAUGAAUUAAAAGACAAGGCUGAAGAACAAUGUCAGAAACUUCGUAAACAAAGGGAUCAACUACAGCAAGAUUUUGAAGAACUUAAGUAUUCAGGAGAAACGGAAAUAGAAAGCGCUAAUCAAGUAAUAAAACAACAUCAAAAUGAAGCACAAAUAGAAAAUGAACGUCGUAUAAAGUGUUAUCAAAAUUUAGAAAAUGCUAAUCAUUUAUUAAUUCAAUGUAAAACUGGAGUUGAUCAUAUUUACGAUAAAUUAUCUUUUUUAAAUGUACACAUAACAAAAGGUAUAGAACAUUUUCAUAAAGAUGAUGAAGAAAAAGAUGAAGAAUUAAUUAAAGAUGAACAAAAUAUUAUUGAUAAUAGUGAUAUACCAGAAAUGUUGAAAAUAUGUAAUAAUAAAUUAGAUGAACUUAUGUGUAGUUUAAAUAAUAUUAAUAUUGAAGAACAACUUAAUUUAAUAGAACAAGAAGAAUUUUACACAAAGCUUGAUAGUAAAUUACCAGAGAACAAUAUAAGAAUACAAUUUCCAAAAGUAAAGAAUGAAGGUAACCCUGAUGAUGAUGAUGGUGGAGCGGAUGAUAAUGAAGUGUUAACUAGAGCUGCUUUAAAGAAACAAGCUCAACAAAUAGUUGAAAUGAGAAAUAAGAAGAGACAAACUAGAAAGAAGAAAAGAAGAGUUCGAUAAAAUAAAAAUGAUGAUGUGAUUAUCCAACUGUAUGCAAACAUACUGUUUUUAUUCUUAUGCACAGGCAUCCAUUAAGUCAAACUAGAGUGAACAAGAUAUAGAUAACAUUAUUUCCAUACGAAAAGCACCACUGUUUAUACAAUAGUCAUAGGAAAUGUGAAACGAAUUUUCAAAAUGAUAGGACACUGAAUCAAUGAUUAUUUGUUUCUUGAAAAGAAAAAAGCUAAAACAUGAAAUUUCACUUUUCUUUCUCUUAACUUUCCUUCCUUUUUCAUAAAAUAUAUCGCUUUUAUAUCUUA